Messenger RNA from Phacochoerus africanus (Common warthog), 1524 nucleotides. It is a transcript of the gene PMM1, whose product is annotated as phosphomannomutase 1. Gene Ontology annotation, cellular component: cytosol. Bases 345 to 1133 code for a protein of 262 amino acids. Gene Ontology annotation, molecular function: phosphomannomutase activity. Gene Ontology annotation, biological process: mannose metabolic process; protein N-linked glycosylation; GDP-mannose biosynthetic process. Lineage: Eukaryota; Metazoa; Chordata; Mammalia; Artiodactyla; Suidae. The record is from RefSeq and is a predicted model, not a curated record. The transcript is spliced from 8 exons.
UCCCUCACUUCCCGCCGGACCCAAGUCAGACCCAGGCCCAGGCCCAGCCUCCAUCUGGUUUGAAAAAAUCCGAAGGACCCUGCCGGGCUUUGCUCCGCCCUAUGCUACGCCCCUUCUCCGCCUGGUACCGUCAGAAUUAACCUCCCGAGUGAGCUCAGGCCCCACCCCUGCCCGGUACCCCGGGCCACCUUCUCCCGGGAGAGCGCGCCCUGGCCCCUCCCCCCCUUCUCUGGGCGCCGUCCGGAUGGCCCCGCCCCUCCCAGGCCCCGCCCUGUCUAGCGUCUUCCCCACGCGGCUCCGGCGGCCGCAUCCUUCGACUCAGCUCCUUGAGCUGAGCUGCAACCAUGGCGGUCACCGCUGAGGGCGCCCGUAGGAAGGAGCGCGUCCUCUGCCUGUUUGACGUGGACGGUACCCUCACGCCGGCUCGCCAGAAAAUUGACCCUGAGGUGGCUGCCUUCCUGCAGAAGCUGCGCAGUAGGGUACAGAUCGGCGUGGUGGGCGGCUCCGACUACUCUAAGAUUGCCGAGCAGCUGGGAGAGGGGGAUGAAGUCGUCGAGAAGUUUGAUUAUGUGUUUGCUGAGAACGGAACCGUGCAGUAUAAGCACGGACGACUACUGUCCAAGCAGACCAUCCAGAACCACCUGGGCGAGGAACUCCUGCAGGACUUGAUCAAUUUCUGCCUCCACUACAUGGCCCUGCUCAGGCUGCCCAAGAAGCGGGGAACCUUCAUCGAGUUCCGGAACGGCAUGCUGAACAUCUCGCCCAUCGGCCGCAGCUGCACCCUGGAGGAGCGCAUCGAGUUCUCCGAGCUGGACAAGAAGGAGAAGAUCCGGGAGAAGUUUGUGGAAGCCCUGAAAACAGAGUUUGCCGGCAAAGGGCUGAGGUUCUCCCGAGGAGGCAUGAUCAGCUUUGACGUCUUCCCUGAGGGCUGGGACAAGCGCUACUGCCUGGACUGCCUGGACCAGGACUGCUUCGACACCAUCCACUUCUUUGGGAAUGAGACCAGCCCUGGCGGGAACGACUUUGAAAUCUACACUGACCCCCGGACCGUUGGCCACAGCGUGGUGUCCCCGCAGGACACUGUGCAGCGAUGCCGUGAGAUCUUUUUCCCAGAGACAGCUCACGAGGCGUGACCAGGGGCCCUCGGGACUUCCAGAAAGCUCUGCCUAGGCCUGAAGAGAGCCCCUGGCCCUGGUGUGUCGGGGAAAGGCAGGGGGCACCGGAACCCCUCCUAUUACCUGCUGAAGGCCCACCUCUGUGGGCCCAGGGUCUAGGGGGACAGCCACCCCCAGCCCGUCUGCCCCUGUGGGACUGGCCCCCGUCCUCCACCCCAGGGCCCUGGCUACAGCUGCUGCCCGCACUUCUGAACAGAGAAGGUUUCUGUCUACGCGGGAAGCGUGUGCGGGUGUUGGUACGCGGCAGAGCCCGCCCUGCCUGCCUGCCUACCCUGGGUGGUGUGGGCAGCGAGGAAGGUACAUACUUGCGAGAACUUUAUCUCAUGGAUAUUAAAUGUUAGGAACCAGA